CACAAAAAGAGCAAUAAUGGUUUUUGAAUAAUUCAAUCAUAGUUGAUAACGUUUAAAUCAUUUACUUUACUACUUCACGUUUACUCAUUUCGGGGUAUUUGAUGACUGUCUAUUAUCGAGUGCCAGAAUUUUGCACUAAGUAAAUUGAAUUUUUCAUCCAUAACCGUUUAAGAAAAUGACGUCAUUUGAAUGCAAAGGUGUGCUGGUAGACUUUCCCUAUGAACCGUACGACGUUCAAAAACAAUACAUCGAAAAGGUUUUGGAUUGUUUGCAAAACGGACAUAAUGGUGUUCUGGAGUCACCCACUGGGACUGGGAAAACGCUGUCAUUAUUGUGUUCAUCAUUGGCCUGGCUGUUAGCUAAAAAAGCGGCGAUUCAAGCCAAUAGAAUGUGUCCUACAGAGAGUAAUAUAUCUAUGUCGGUGAAUACAGCUGCCGGUGUUGACAAGAAUCCAAGUAGUGCUUGGAGUGGAGUGAUUCGACCACCUCGUAUUAUUUAUGGCUCACGGACUCAUACUCAGUUAAAUCAAGUGAUGAAAGAACUGCGUCGGACUAGUUAUAAACACAUGAAAGUUGGUAUAAUUGGUUCAAGAGACCAGUUAUGUAUUCAUCCAGAAGUUAUGAAAGAAGCAACUUCUUCUGUUAAAAUUGCAUUAUGCCGUGCUAAAGUUAGCACUCGCACAUGCCAAUUUUAUAAUAAUGUUGAGCUUAAAUCUCAAGAAGCAUUUGUAGAAAAUGGAAUUGCUGAUAUAGAAGAUUUGGUAAAUAAAGGGAAAAAAUUUAACUGUUGUCCAUAUUAUGGGUCUAGAGAAUUACAAAAAGAUGUUGAUAUACUAUUCACUCCAUAUAAUUACAUUAUUGAUCCAAGAACAAGAAAAGCUCAAGACAUUCAAUUUAGUGAUGAUGUUAUCAUUCUUGACGAGGGACAUAAUGUUGAAAAGAUGUGUGAAGAAUCUUGUUCCGUAGAUAUAAGCAGCACUGAUGUUGCUCUUUGCAUUGACGCUGUGACUGAUAUUAUGAAACAAUUGUAUGAUGAAAAAAAUACAGAAUUUUCUGCCGAAUCAACACAGUUAAAACCCAGAGAAUUUUCUGAUGAUGAUAUAUGUGUGUUAAAAGCAUUAUUUUUAGAAAUAGAAAAAGUUAUUGAUGGUAUUGAGCUUACAAAUAGUACAAAUGAUAAGAAGAUGGAAGGAUCUUAUGUAUUUAAAUUGCUUCAAGGCGCAGAUAUAACACCUUCAAACAUGUCUAAAUUUAUUAGCUUUUUAAGUUCUGUUACAUUAUAUAUGUCAUCAUCUAAUAGCAAUGCUCCUCAUCAAGCUAAAGAAGCAUGCUUGUAUAAAUUUCAGCAAUUUUUAGAAUGUGUUUUGCAAAGUUUAGGAACUAACGGAGACCCUAAAAAUACAGACAAGUAUUUUAGAACAUACAUACAGUUAGAGCAGAAUAAAUAUAAGCCAAAGAAUGAUACAGUUAAAUUAAAAGAACUCAAAAAAGGCAAAACUUUGAAUUUUUGGUGCUUUAGUCCUGGAUUUGGGAUGAGGGACUUAUUGGAUCGUAAUGUUCAUUGUAUAAUACUUACAAGUGGUACAUUGUCUCCUUUAGCUGCAACCAUUUCUGAAAUUGGAAUUCCAGUAAAAGUACAAUUACAAAAUGCUCAUGUCAUUAAAAAUAGUCAAGUAUGUGUAUCAGUCAUAAAAUCUGGGCCAAGCAAUAAACCACUUAUAUGCAACUACAGUAGCCGGAAUAAUACUGAUUUUCUUAUAAGUUUGGGUCAAACUCUAGUCAAUUUUUCACGCAUUAUACCUGGAGGUACUUUGGUUUUUUUUCCUUCAUAUCCAUUUUUAGAUCAGUGUGUUAAUCAUUGGCAGAGUUGUAAUAUAUGGGCAUCAAUCACUAAGAAUAAAUCUUUAUUUGUUGAACCGAAAAAUAAGGAUGUGUUAAAUAUUGUAAUAGAAGAUUAUUAUAAAGCUAUUCAAGAAAACAAGGGUGCUAUGUUAUUAGCAGUUUAUAGAGGAAAAGUGUCCGAAGGUCUUGAUUUUUCUGAUUGGAAAGCUAGAGCUGUAAUUAUAUUAGGACUACCAUAUCCUCCUUACCAAGAUCCACGGGUAGUAAUGAAGAGAGAAUAUUUGGAUGAAAUGAGGAAAGAAAAUUUACAGUGUUUAUCUGGUCAAGAAUGGUACAAAUUAGAAGCUAUAAAGGCUGUAAAUCAAGCAAUGGGACGUGUAAUUAGACAUAUUGGUGAUUGGGGUUCUAUUAUAUUUUGUGAUGAACGUUAUGCUAGUUUUAAUGUUAAAUCGCAGCUCUCUGCUUGGUUACAACCUCAUAUAAAAAUUUAUGAUCAGUUUUCAAUAGCUUAUAGAGAAAACAUGAAAUUUUUUAAAAACACUGGUGCAACAAUGCCUUCUGCAGUUUUAUUUUCAAAUGCUACAUUUGAUGAGCCUGCUCAAGCUACUGUAUUGAGAUCAAUAGAAUCAGUAAAACGAAAAGCAUUGGAAGAUGACACUAUAAAACUUUAUGAAAGUUAUUGUGAUAAAAAUGAAAAAAAAAAUACAUCGAUCAGUUCUAGUAGUUCUAGUAGCAUUUUAGAGUUUGUUGAUAUCUUUGAAGAGCAAUCAAUAAUUAACACCAUUUCAGAAAGUCAGCCUUUAAAAGUUGAUGUAACAUCUGAUUUAAAACCUUUAGUUAAAAAGCGUAAAUUAAAAAUAAUUCCCAAUAAAAUUGAGUAUCCUAAACCAGUAAUUGAUUCAAAAAAUAAAACCAUUAAUUUUAUGACAAAAGUUCGAAUUGUACUAAAAGAAAAUAGUAUGUACAGUAAUUUUGUUAGUAUUGUUAAAAAAUACAUGACAGAAAAAAAUUGUGAUGAAUUAAUUGAAAGUCUAGAUAAGUUAUUUCCUAAAAAAACCCAAGAGAUUAUAAGUGUUUUGAUAGAUCUAAACAAUUUUUUUAAUAAAGAGCCAAAUAGUAUAUUAUCAGUUUAUUGUUCUGGAUUGAAAGUAGACCAUGAUGUGUAAUUAAUUAAACUACAUAAUUUUAUUAUUUAUACUUGUGCUUAAUGAGUUCUGUAAAAAAUGUA
This is a messenger RNA of Melanaphis sacchari, 3069 nucleotides long. RefSeq names its product regulator of telomere elongation helicase 1 homolog. The transcript has 16 exons. Gene Ontology annotation, molecular function: ATP binding; DNA helicase activity; DNA binding. The coding region runs from base 176 to 3007 and encodes 943 amino acids. Lineage: Eukaryota; Metazoa; Arthropoda; Insecta; Hemiptera; Aphididae. The record is from RefSeq and is a predicted model, not a curated record. Gene Ontology annotation, cellular component: nucleus. Gene Ontology annotation, biological process: telomeric loop disassembly; negative regulation of DNA recombination; negative regulation of t-circle formation.